AUGAACCCCUCAUCACCAGCCAAGAGACGCGCCCUCGCGCCCCUGGACGCGAACGUCAACGCGAUGUCGCCCAAACGCCAGCUGCACAACAAGACCACGAUGCUUGGCUCGCCUCUCAAGAGCCCAAUCAAGUCUCCCCUGGGCCUGAAGAGGUCCCUCGACACCGUCAUCUUCGACGAGAACAGCGUCGUCCCCAAGAAGAAGCAGUGCCAGGAGCCCGUCAAGGUCGCCGCACCCUCGCCCGUACCCGCACCCGCACUGUCACUCAAGGCGGAGCGUGUGUCUGCUGCAGCAGCUUCUCCCGCACCCGCAGCAACGUCCACGCCGCCUCCUGCACCCGCACAGACCGAGGAGGACAUGCCCGACGCGAAGGAGGUGAGGGACCUGCAUACAUCACCCGAGGGGAGCGAAGCUAAUGCGUGUGAGGUACCGCAGCAAACGACGCAAGAAGAACCCCUCCAUCUCAAGCCCGAGAAGAAGGACGCCAUCACCACCGCCGCGGACGACGAGCAGACGCAACGGCAGCAGACGCCUCGCAGGUCCGCGUCCCCCGCCACGUCGUCCGUGUUCGAUAACUCCGCCAUGGACACGUCCCAGAACACCACCAUCCUCACCGAGCCGGACCAGGAGCACGCGGCCACGACGACGACGACGACGACGACGCUGCCGCCGCCGAGGCCGAGGAGGUUGUUGACGCGCGAGGAGGCGCGACAGAAAGCUCGCAUCUUGAGGCUGAAGCUCGGCCUCGCCAACUACAAGCUCCAGACGGGGCAGGAAGACGUGCCCCUCGACAGGCUGCAGGUCAAGCCGCUGCCCGGGCAGGAGAAGAGGGCGUUGCCGAGGGUCACGGUACAGCCGCCCUCGAGCCGCGACGGACCCCCUGAGAGCGAGGCCACCAUCGAGGCGGACGACCGCAGGGAGGAGGAGACGCAAGAGGAGGAGGUCGUGGUGACCAAGCCUGAGAAGGCUACGCUACAAACCGUCCCCGAGGAGACUUCGACGGCCGAGGAUUCAGCAAGCCCUGUCUGCGGAGGGGCCGUGAGCAGUCUGCUCAGUCUGGCGAGGGCCUCGUCGUCCGUGUCUGCCUCGUCAUGA
Molecule: messenger RNA, 1095 nt
Organism: Colletotrichum chrysophilum
Lineage: Eukaryota; Fungi; Ascomycota; Sordariomycetes; Glomerellales; Glomerellaceae
Exons: 2
Coding region: 1-1095 (364 amino acids)
Source: RefSeq, a predicted model, not a curated record